Molecule: messenger RNA, 744 nt
Organism: Frieseomelitta varia
Lineage: Eukaryota; Metazoa; Arthropoda; Insecta; Hymenoptera; Apidae
Product: microsomal glutathione S-transferase 1-like
Exons: 2
Coding region: 208-660 (150 amino acids)
Cellular component (GO): membrane
Source: RefSeq, a predicted model, not a curated record
AAAUUUGUUGAUACAUGAUGACAUUUAAUUUUUUUGUGUACCUAUCCCCACUUUGCACGUAUAGUGGUAUAACAUUUUGUACUUAGAGUUAGUUAAGUCAGUUCCCUGUACAUCGCAGACAUAACGUAAUUCAUAAGAUACGUUUUAUACAACGUGAAUUAUAGAAUUAAUUCAUACUGAAUACAUUUAUUAUAUACAAAAUUCACAAUGUCCACUUUGAACACACCUCUUGUAGAGCCUGAGCUUUUUAAAACUUUUGCAUUUUGGGGCAGUAUACUUGCUAUAAAAUUACUCGCAAUGGCACCAUUAACAGCACGUUACAGAUUUAAAAAUAAGGUAUUUUCAAACAUUGAGGAUACAAAAGGACUAAAAGGAGCAAAAGUUAAUACCAAUGAUCCAGAAGUUGAACGCGUACGCAGAGCACAUUUAAAUGAUUUAGAAAAUAUUCUUAUAUGGUAUAUCGUUACAUUCGCUUGGUUAACCACAGGACCUUCUGCAUGGUUAGCUACAAAUUUAAUCAGGAGUUUUGUACUUGCUAGAGUUGGUCACACAAUAUCGUAUGCUAUUUUGUCAGUACAACCACAUAGAGCAAUAGCUUUCUUUGUAGGCUUUCUCAUUACUGUAUAUCAAGCAAUUAGCACUGUGUUGUAUUAUUAUUAAAAUGUUAACAUUCCCUUUUUAUUUUUAUAUAUUCUUUAAUUUUUUGUUAACGUAAUUAUUAAUAAAAUGUAUUAAAAACUUAAA